AUGAAGGAUAUAUGGAAGGCAGCUAAAAAGGGUGAUGUUAAAACAAUCAAGAAAUAUGUGCCUUCAACAAUCAAAGUUGAUCAAUUAGAUAAAGAGGGUAGAUCAGCAUUACAUUGGGCAAUUGAAGGUGACCAACCUGAAAUAGCAAUCUAUCUAAUGGAUAACGGUGCAAAUAUAGAACUUAAAGAUCCAAAAUAUCUUGAAGCCGUAUGUAUUUUCAAAUGUCGUAAGAUAAUACAACUUCCUAUAGUUGUAUCACUGAAAAAAGCUGUUACAGUAGAGAAACAAGAGGAAAUUGCUAUUAUGUUGUUAAAGAAAGGCGCGAAUCUAUCAUCAGAGAGUAAGGAUCACAAAUCGAUAGAUCGUCUGUUAGAGACGGUACCAAAGCGAUUCCAGGUCACCUGGAAAGAAGUUUACCAAAGGAAAUAUAAUAAAACAACGAUUCGUCCAACUGCUCAAUCAUCACCGAACCUCUCUUCAACGAUCAACACUCAAAUGAGUUCAAUUUCCUUGUCAAGUUCGACACCCAAUGCAAAUCUAAGUGGAUCAGCUGAUUCCAUUCCUCAGGCGACAUCACAACACUCACCACAGCAACAACCACCACAAACUAUAUCAUCAGCCAAACCAGCUAGUUUCUCACCACCCUUGAAGCCAUUAGCUGUAGGUGUUAUUUCCACUGUUGCACAAGCUCCGGUUGUCAGUGCAUCCGGUAAGACAGAAUCUAAUGACGCUGGGCAAGAUCAUAGCGGAGCAACUGUCGUCCAUCAAGAAUACCACGGGCUCAAUGGUGAUGUCCAAGGUGACACCGAAUCUCGACGGCGAUAUCGAGCGAGAGCUAGUGGAGAGCGCAGCGAAACAACUGAGAGGAUCGAUCGAUUUCUACAAGUCCAACAGCAAUCAACAGUCUUUUACGCUGCCGAACGAAGGCACUGUUCUGCCGCUGUUGGCAUCGAUUCAAAAGUCGAUUCAAUCGCUCGUUAUCUACUCGACGACCGAGCACGAUCUUCAGAUGGUGAUCCCCGCACAAAUGAUUGCACAGGAUAUCAAUGA
Messenger RNA from Heterostelium album PN500, 1050 nucleotides. Its product is annotated as ankyrin repeat domain-containing protein. The transcript has 4 exons. Gene Ontology annotation, molecular function: protein binding. Lineage: Eukaryota; Evosea; Eumycetozoa; Acytosteliales; Acytosteliaceae. Bases 1 to 1050 code for a protein of 349 amino acids. The record is from RefSeq and is a predicted model, not a curated record.